Andrographis paniculata is the source of this 651-nucleotide messenger RNA. RefSeq lists its product as uncharacterized. Lineage: Eukaryota; Viridiplantae; Streptophyta; Magnoliopsida; Lamiales; Acanthaceae. The record is from RefSeq and is a predicted model, not a curated record. Gene Ontology annotation, cellular component: membrane. The transcript has 2 exons. Bases 79 to 501 code for a protein of 140 amino acids. Gene Ontology annotation, biological process: protein transport by the Tat complex.
CCGACCAAACUCCGUAUAAGUCCUAAAAAUAAAAGGCAUCCUCCACGAAGAAAACGAGCUGCAAAAACUUUUCCGUCAAUGGCGGCCAUUUCGUCUCCCGCCGUCACGGCAUUGCUGAGGCAAAGUCCACCGGGAAGAACGAGCUGCCUAACUUCCUCCAGCUCAGUUUUCUUCAGUUCUAAGAUCAACAGCGGUCGCGUCGGGGUUGGGCUUCCGGUGGAUCGGGCCAGAGGUGCUAAGAAAGGGGGAUUAUCUUGCACCUGCCUCUUCGGACUUGGAGUGCCGGAGCUCGUCGUCAUUGUAGGGGUGGCGGCGCUCGUCUUUGGUCCGAAACAGAUCCCCGAAGUCGGCCGCAGUAUUGGCAAGACCGUCAAGAGCUUUCAACAGGCUGCCAGGGAAUUUGAAGUUGAAUUGAAGAAAGAAGGUGAGGCUUCCAUGGAGCCUUCAAGCGACAAAGAGGAUGAAGAAAAGAAGCAAGAAGCCGAAGUCCCAAGCGCAUGAAAGCAGAGUUCUUAAACUUAUAAUAACAAUAAUAUACACGAUGUUUCCUAAGAUUUGCUGCCUGCAGCAGAUUGUUUUCGUGUUAGGACAACAUGUCGAGACUUUACAACAGUGUUUCUAUUGUUGUUUUGUAUCAAAGAUAAUUAGUUA